Molecule: messenger RNA, 1461 nt
Organism: Malassezia pachydermatis
Lineage: Eukaryota; Fungi; Basidiomycota; Malasseziomycetes; Malasseziales; Malasseziaceae
Product: josephin-domain-containing protein
Exons: 4
Coding region: 1-1461 (486 amino acids)
Biological process (GO): protein deubiquitination
Cellular component (GO): nucleus
Molecular function (GO): cysteine-type deubiquitinase activity
Source: RefSeq, a predicted model, not a curated record
AUGCGUCGACAAGAGUUGGUAAAACAUGUUUACUUUGAAAAACAGGAUGUUGGAAGCAUGAUGUGCGCUCAACAUGCCCUCAAUGCCAUUCUUCAGGGGCAUUAUUUUGACCCUGUACAGCUCUCUCAAAUCGCUAAAGAGAUUCAGGACUACGAGCAAGACGAGUUAUGCAUGCCAAAUGAACUCAAUGGUCUAUCAGAAGCGAACCAUAUGGAUGAAAGUGGCUACUUUAGUGUAGAAGUAAUCGACCGCGCAUUGAAGGCGUGGGAUAUGAACCUGGUUCGAUGGCGAGAUUGCAGCGAGCUUCGAUCCAGGUAUGCACAUCCCGAAAGAGAGUUUGCUUUUCUCCUCAACCUUGGGAACCACUGGUUCGCUCUACGUGGCUUCGGACAUACACAGAGGCAAUGGUUCAACUUGAACAGUUUCUUCACCGAGCCUCAAUGGCUAGGCGAAAUGUAUCUUAGCACGUUUUUACAGCAGGCUGAACAUGAGAAUUAUACCAUAUUUGCUAUUCAACCACAGGAUGGCUCUGCGCCUCCAGACACUAUUGCAGAUGAUAUGGCGGACGUGCAAACGCCUGUAAUGGCUCCAACCCAGUUCGUUGAUGAUGAAGACGAUAAAGAUCUUCAAGCAGCUAUUCGUGCUAGUCUCGAAGAACAUACUCAGCCCUCCACAACGUUGGAGUUCAGCAGUGCUAGGGAUCUACCGCAUGGACAACGACGUGCUAGAGGUGAUUUAUCCAGCCCAGGUUCAUCGGUUGAGGAGCAGGAAAGUUUAUUCACGGCGUUAGAUCUACCGCCUAGCGGAUAUCGAUCUCGGCGCCGUGCCAAGGCUAGACAAACAGAUGAUAUUGAAACAUCACACAUGGUCAUCCGCGGACAGGGCUCACGAAGAAAGUCGGCCACCGGGACAUCAAAGAUUGAAGAUGAUGAAUUGUGGCUCGCGUCGAGUAAACGCAAGUCACCGUUUUUACAUCCCACCCUGUCAACGGCCUUCACAGACGAAGACAAUGGCAAUGACGAUGUGGAUAGCAUCGAAGAAGAAAUGGAUGGCGACUCUGAUGUAGAAUGGAUGCCAUCGCCUCCUACCAUGCAAACAGCGGUGCCGAAUAUUCGUGAUGAAGAUGAAGAGCAACUUCAAGCGGUCAUUGCAGCUAGCCUUGGCCAAGAGUAUCAUGUAUCAGACCGAAUAUUACAACGAACGAAUCGAGUAUUUUCGCAACGAACAGAACCUGAAACCGUUCCCGAAGAUGUCGAACGCAUACGCCGCAUGCGUGAGAGCCAGUCUAAUGCAUUUCAAGCGUCUCCUCCCCCGUCUUCGGGUGCCACAGAAGUGCCUAUGGCGCCCACGGCGUGUGAAGAAGAUAACGAGGAGGUGGAUGAGGAGGUUCACGACACAGAGCUAGAUCAUGCUUUGACGGCCGAGGAACUUCGACGACGACGCCUGGCACGCUUUGGGUAA